CUUUUGUAUCCCAAGUGCUUACUUAGCACAGCACCUGGCACAUAGUAGGAGCUUAAUGUUAACUGAAAGACAGAACUAUAAGUGAAAACAUAACAAUGAUUAAAUUAGAGUAACCACAGCUAAGAAUAUUGAAUCAGGGGAAGUUUCAUGGAGAUGGACUGAACUAAGAGAACUGAAUUAAAACCCAGGGACUGUCAAUCCAACCCUCAUUCCUAUGGGAAUUUCUAUAAGACAUAAUCAGGGUGUCAGAACUCCAGGAUUCUCUCCUGGAUUUGCUGAGAGGUGGUGGGUUGCUGUCAGGGCCCCAGUUCUCCUGGGAAAAUGAGAGCAUCAUCAUCUGCUGCACGAGGGCCUGUGGGUGGCAGAGCCCUGCUGAUGAGCUGUUCUUUACGAAGGCCUCCUAGGAAGUAGUUCCUAGGAAACCAGAAAAUACAGAACAGACACUUGUCUGGAUGCUCUGAGCUCGGAGGGCCUCCUCCGAGCCACUGCGUGGGUUCGUGGCUCGCUGCCCUAAGGUUCCCUCCUCUUCACCACCCUCAUCUUCCAUCUUUGCAGCUGGAGAGGUGGUGGCCGAAGGCCUGAGAUGGACUAGUCUCGGCCAGGCGGCCGGGCAGCCGCCUCAAAAGGUGCCUGGCGCUGGACUUGGGGACUUGCCAACGUUGCGGGGACAGACGGGGACCCCGUCCCCAGCCGGCCACUGCAGACCGCAAGGAACGAGGGACCAAGGAAAAGCGUGGCGAGGUGUGGGGGGCCAGGGACGGGGGCUUAUGAAGAUUCUCCCCUCCCCUACCCCUGCUUCCAUCCCUCUUCCCAGCACUGGGUGAAUUUCCCAAAAGAGGCAUGAGCUUCUCACUGGGGUUUGGGAGUUCCGGGAUCACGUGGUUCUACCAACGAGGAGGAGACAAGGUCGGCCAGCUCAGCCUCGGGCGCCCGGCUGAACGGAUUGGCGGGGACUAGCCAAUGGGCAGCCUCACGUGGCACCCGACUAGAGGAGGUGGCAGCCACGUGGUAGGAAGAGGAAGCGGUCACGUGGUAUGAGGAGGCGUCCAUCUUGAAAAAGGGCGAGGAGUGAUUUCCGGUCUGAGAUGUGCCCAGUCCCUUUUCUUCUCUUUGCUCUGCGAUGCAGCCCAGCAAGGUUGGAUUACACGCAAAUAGACUCGUUUUGUGCCUUGAUACCUCGGAGGGAGAGCGUCUUACAGAACAGCCCCACCCCACUGACGCCUCUGCCCACAAGAAAAAUGGCCGCUCGCCGCCUUCAUUGCCCACCUCUGCAAUCGGCAGGGAGGAAGUUACAAGGAGAAAAGAGUCCGGCUGGAAACCUCAGCUGGGCAGGUGCAGCAAGGGAGUAGCCGAAGAGUUAGCUUUGCUCUCUAGCUUAGCGGGGCGGACUCGGGAGCUCGUGGCACGGUGGCUAGCGCCGCUGCUGCCGCCGCCUCCUUCGCCUCCGCAAAGCCCUCAGCCCUCUCGUGGCCCCGGGCGACGCAGCCCGUGGCCAGCCCCAGUUGUCUAGAAAGGUCUCGUAAGUCGGCGGGCUGUGGUCCCCGGGUCCCCCGACCGGGCUCCUAGCGGGGCUCAACCCCGCUAGGGCGCCUUUCAUGGCUAUGAUGCGGCCCUUCCCGGCGCUGCCGCUGCUCAUCAACCUGGGCGGCUCGCUGCUGGGCUUCGUGGCCACGCUCACGCUCAUCCCGGCCUUCCGCGGCCACUUCAUCACGGCUCGCCUCUGCGGCCUGGACCUCAACAAGACCAGCCGCCAGCCCAUCCCCGAGUCCCAGGGUGUCAUCAGUGGUGCAGUUUUCCUCAUCAUCCUCUUCUGCUUCAUCCCUGUUCCCUUCCUAAACUGCUUUGUGGAGGACCAAUGUAAGGCCUUCCCCUACCAGGAGUUUGUGGCCCUGAUAGGUGCCUUGCUCGCCAUCUGCUGCAUGAUCUUUCUGGGCUUUGCGGAUGACGUGCUGAACCUGCGAUGGCGCCACAAGCUGCUGCUGCCCACGACUGCCUCUCUACCUCUCCUCAUGGUCUAUUUCACCAACUUCGGCAAUACGACAAUCGUGGUGCCAAAGCCUUUCCGUUCCAUGCUUGGCUUGCAUCUGGACCUUGGAAUCCUGUAUUAUGUCUACAUGGGACUGCUGGCUGUGUUCUGUACCAAUGCUAUCAACAUCUUAGCAGGGAUCAAUGGGCUGGAAGCUGGACAGUCUUUAGUCAUUUCUGCCUCCAUUAUCAUCUUCAAUCUGGUAGAGCUUGAAGGUGAUUACCAAGAUGACCACGUCUUUUCUCUGUACUUCAUGAUUCCAUUCUUCUUCACCACUUUGGGACUACUGUAUCAUAACUGGUACCCAUCCCAGGUGUUUGUGGGCGAUACUUUCUGCUACUUUGCAGGCAUGACCUUUGCCGUGGUGGGCAUCCUGGGGCACUUCAGCAAGACAAUGCUCCUCUUCUUCAUGCCUCAGGUGUUCAACUUCCUCUACUCCCUUCCACAACUUCUCCAUAUCAUUCCUUGUCCACGCCACCGUGUGCCCAGGCUCAACACCAAAACAGGGAAGCUGGAGAUGAGCUAUUCCAAGUUCAAGGCCAAGAACCUUUCUCUCUUCGGCACCCUAAUUCUGAAGGGUGCUGAAGCCCUGCGACUGGUGGCUGUACGUCGAGGUGAAAAUGAGGCUGGUGCUUACAUUGAGUGCAACAACAUGACCCUCAUUAACCUGCUCAUCAAGAUUCUGGGGCCCAUCCAUGAAAGAAACCUCACUUUGUUGCUUCUGCUCCUUCAGAUUCUGGCUAGUGCUAUCACGUUCUCCAUUCGAUACCAGCUGGUUCGGCUCUUCUAUGAUAUUUGAGAUAUUUGAGUCCUUGACCGUUGACACUUUACUUGAUAACCCCUUGUGCCCCUGUCCCAU
Molecule: messenger RNA, 2885 nt
Organism: Phascolarctos cinereus (koala)
Lineage: Eukaryota; Metazoa; Chordata; Mammalia; Diprotodontia; Phascolarctidae
Gene: DPAGT1
Product: dolichyl-phosphate N-acetylglucosaminephosphotransferase 1
Biological process (GO): dolichol-linked oligosaccharide biosynthetic process
Cellular component (GO): membrane
Molecular function (GO): UDP-N-acetylglucosamine-dolichyl-phosphate N-acetylglucosaminephosphotransferase activity
Source: RefSeq, a predicted model, not a curated record